ACAAUAGUUUAGUUAUAAUCUUCAUUGAUGUGACUUCUUUUAAAAUAUUGCCAAAAUGUGGCACGAGGCUAGAAAGCAGGAGAAGAUGAUCCGGGGGAUGAUCGUGGACUACAGAAGACGAGCCGAGCGUCGAAAAGAUUUCUACGAGAAGAUUAAAGCUGAGCCAACACAAUUUUUACAACUACAUGGCAGGCCGUGUAAGAUACACUUGGACCCAGCUAUAGCUGCAGCAGGAGAGGGCCCGGCUAUAAUGAUGCCUUGGCAAGGAGAUACAAGCAACAUGAUUGACAGAUUUGAUGUUAGAGCCCAUUUAGAUUAUAUCCCGGAAGUGAAAAAUCCUUUUGUUGCCCCUGAAGAUUUGAGCCAAGAAGAGAGGCAAUGUAACUACGAAAGUUACAGGAUUCUGGCACAGAAUGCGUUUCUUGGAAUAAGUGAAGACAAAUUCUUGCAACAAUUAGCAAUUGAGGAACAAUUUGGUGUAACUAUCGAAGAGAAGGAGAUGCAAAAAGAGAGGUUAAAUGAAAAGAAAGGGACGGGUGCUGCUAUAGGAUACAAUUAUAAUGACCCCGGAGCACAACCGUCUUGCUCCAACCCUACUGGCCCUGAUGUUAAAAAAACAGAACUGCCGGAGGAUUCCGACGAUGACUCUGAUCUGGAAAUCAUUGAUGUGGAUCUGAGUAUAGAUGUCAACAAGAUGGAGGCUUCACAGGCUCAUGAGUUGAACAGUGUGGGUCCCCUGUUUGGCAUGGCGGGCUGCGACCUGUUCUCGUUCCUCACCGGAGACGCUGAUGAUGCUGAGCAUCAGAAGCAGCUGCUGCGGGAAGAAAAGGAAAAAGCCAUGUUCUCAGGACGCAAGAGUCGGAAGGAGAGAAGGGCUCAUAGGGAUAAGAAGCUACAGCACCGCGUGGUAAGCCCCCCGGCCUACGCAGCCCCGCGCGCUAGCUCGGAGGCUGCUAGGUCCGUGAGCCGCUCCGCCAGCCGCAGCCCCGAGCCCGCGCCGCAGAUACAGUUCAUCACCUCCUUCGGCCAGGACGACGAUGAGGUCAAACCCCCACCUCCAAUAAAACCUCUGUAUGCUGAUAAAUUAAAACAGAACCUGAAACCGGAAAUUCUGUAUUCUGACGUUGCUAGAAAACCACCAGCGAGGUCACCACCACCACACAAUGAUUACCAAGGCCCGAGGCCGUUCAUGGGUCCGCACCGGCCCCGCUCCCGCUCUCGCUCGCGCUCGUACUCGCGCUCCCUCUCCCGCUCCCGCUCGAGGUCAAGGUCGAGGUCGAGGUCAAGGUCGAGGUCCCGCUACUCGUCGUCCAGGUCGCGCUCCUACAGCCCCCAGCGGCGGUCGAGGUCUACCUCGAGACCGCGCCAGUACAGGAACAGACGAUCUAGAAGCCCGCCCAAUUACGGUAAACGUAAUCGCUCGAGGUCCAUGUCUUACGAAAGCAUCGACAAGGGCGGUGCUAGGGCGGCGGUGCCGCGGUACUACGGGCGCCGCAAGGAGGACAAGUCCUCCAGCGAACUCUCGCUAGACUCCGACUCCAGCGACACGCCCGACGACGGGAAACGCACGUCGGCGGUUAAAUCCAACACAAACCAGAAUCAGUUACGAUUAACUGGAUCCAGCUCCAAAGGCUCAUCGCGGCAAACUAAUUCCCUCAAGGAAAAGCUCAAAAAGAAGAUGCAGGCUCAGCUAUCAAGGCAACUGCGGGCAGACAAGCGGGCUGAGGCGGAGCGUCUGGAGCGCGAGUCGCGGCGGCAGGCGCGGCGCGACGAGGAAAUGCGCGAACUCGCCAUCAAGCUGCGACGCAAGCAACGUGAAAUGCGGCAUCAGCAGAACAGAAGGUCUAGCGACGAUGAUUCGGACGCAAGUCACAGUGGAUCGUCAAGGGACUCGCCCCCGCCGGAAAAGAAGGACGAGGGGACUCGCUCGAAAAGCCCCUCCCCGACGCCAAAAAAGAUACCGGUGUGGGAAACUAACCGGGACGCCCCGCGAGGCCCCCCGGACGCUUAUAGAAACAGGCCCGACGCCGGCGAGGGCUCGCACGAGCCCCCGGCCCGGAGGUACGAGCCCCCGGCCCGGAGGUACGAGCCCCCGGCCCGGAGGUACGAACCCGACCGCUUCGACCGGCCGCCCCCGCCCUACCCGCCCCCGAGGUACCUCGACUACGAGAGUCGCACCUCCGACAGGCAGGAUCACGGCACACACGAGCAACAGCAGAGUAGAUGGGAUCAGAGCAGCUCCUCGGCGGCGUGGAGAAGGCCGUACGGGCCCCGCGGCGGGGGCGGCGGGUACCGCGCCCCGCCCCCCGCCUGGCGCGCGCGGCCCCCACCGCCCCGCGCCCCGCCGCCGCCCCCGCUCCCGCCCGACCACGACCGAGCCGCUUCCAGCAGGAGCAGAGUCAAGCUCGUCGACUAUUAA
This is a messenger RNA of Cydia amplana, 2419 nucleotides long. Its product is annotated as CLK4-associating serine/arginine rich protein. The record is from RefSeq and is a predicted model, not a curated record. The coding region runs from base 56 to 2419 and encodes 787 amino acids. NCBI's taxonomy places the organism in Eukaryota, Metazoa, Arthropoda, Insecta, Lepidoptera, Tortricidae. The transcript is spliced from 16 exons.